UACAGAGAAAGAGAAAAAACUGUAACAAAUCAGAUAAACCACAAUGGUGUGUCUGGAUUCAACAGGACUGGGUCCUGGUAUCCCCUUGACCAUGAGUGGCUGUGUGACCUUGGGCAUGACACCUACCCUCUGUGGGCAUGUAUUGGAUAUGAGGGACUUAGCUGAGGUCUCAUCCAGCCCAUUCUAGAAUUAUGAGUCCACACAUUGAGAGAGAAGAGAGAAUGAGCCCUGGGUGGUGCUUACCAUGAACGGCUAGUCCAAGAAACCCCUGUGGAUGAGAAUUCCUUUGUUUUUAAUAACUAAAAUAGCCUGUCAUUCUUCCCUUGGCCUCCCUCAAAAUGUGUUUAUCUCAUUCCAGUGAGUCUCAAACUUCCAAAUUGGCUGCCUGUGGUAGGUGAGCUCCUCGGUGGACAGAUUGCACACCCGUGCCAAGUGCCAGCAAGUUACUAGAGCAGAUCUGCACACAGGAGUUUCCCGUCCCAUAGAUGAGGUCUGCUUGGGUGCCAGGCUAAUUGGUUGCCCUGGUCUGUGAGUGAUGGUCACAACGUCUGUGGUAGAGGCCGAGCCAGUUCGACUGUGAGGUUGGCUGGUUUACACACAGGUCCUCGUGUCUCUGACUGGGGGGUGAGGAUUGCGUGGGGCUGGUAUGCUGCCCCUAGCUCUAUGCAUCUCAGGUGGCCCAGGAAAACAUGCUCUUUCCUGGAUCCUGGUCCCCAGGUGGCAGUAUUGGCUCCGACACCCCUGCAGCAGCUUGCACUCCACCACCUGGAGGCCCAGCGCAAGGGCAAGGGCACCACUGGCAUGUGCUCUGUCUGGAGGCUCUGUCCUGCAUGCACCCUUCACCUCUCUGGUGAGGAUGCUCAGGCCAUUAGGCCUGUGCCCCUUAGCCCUCUGCACUGUUUUAGGACUGGGGGUGUCUUGGGGGUGGUCAGGAGGCUGAGCUGCUUUUACCUGCCCCUAGGCUCCUCUUUCCUCUCCCUGGCAGCCCCUCUAGGAGACUACUGUGCUCUCCAACUGGCUACAGAAUUCACAGACUGAAAGAGACUUGAAAGGGUCACCUUGCCCCGCUACCCAGAGGGAAGACACAGAGUCAUUCAGUGACCACGGCAUCUGAGGGCAGAGGUGGGGCGAGCUGCUACCCUGGUGUAGGGACUCCCACAGGCAGAGAGGGCCGCAGCUGAGGCUGCCUGUGCAUUCUCCCUCUCUUCCCAUCAGCAGGGGAGGCUGUCUCCGCCUCUACCAGGGGCAGAGAGACCUCUGGCUCCCCUUGAAGAGGCAAGAGGAGGAAGAUCCCAGCAUUGCUACAUUCCAGAGCAAGUCCGGUCCGCAUUUCCGACAACUGCUUUGUAAAAAAUGAGCCACAUACCUCCAGCCAACAUUCACAGAGCACCUGCUAUGUGCUAGGCACUUCCCCAUCCUUAAAAUGCAUUUGUGCACAGCAGCAGGCCCCGGUUUAUCUCUGGAAUGAUAUCCGGGCAGGAGGUAGGUUCCCCACGUGCUCCUGCCCUUCCGAUGACGUUAACGGUGUACGACCAAACACAUAGGUGCUGCCUCCUCUCCCUUCUCUGCCCCAGUUAGUUAAGGAGAAGAGUGCUGUGCCCCGCUCACAGCUGGGGAAAAGGAGCAUACGCCUGCAAAAUGUUUCCUGCAAUUGCAGCAGGAGAAGGAGAUGCAGUUAUGUUGGCUUGAGCCAGGUUCUGAGCAGACACUGCAGGCUAUGACAAUGGCUGGGUACCCAGCCAUGGCAUGGACGUCAGCCUCAGUUUCCAGUUCUCAGCAAGUGUAUGAGUGUGUGUGUGUGUGUGUGUGUGUGUGUGUGUAAGGCCUGGGGCUGGGGUCAUCCACAGAGCACAGAAGUAGACAGCUUCUGAGGGUGGGGCCGCCCGUCGGUCACACCCUACACCCUGGAGCCCUGAGGACCUGUCACUCAGACCCACCACCAGCCUCAACACCAUGAGCAGCCAAAGCAGCAUCAGUCACUGACCAGAGGAGCCCAGACGUCACAGGAGUAAGUUAAGCCCUGGAGGGACUGGGUGUGGCUGAGGUCAGUGAAGGGCAAGUAAAGCCAGGAACCCUCAGAAAGAGCAGGAAGCAUAGAACAGAAAAGAGGAAACAGCAGAGCUUUCUCUGGUCCUCUCCCUUGUUCAGUGCACAAUAUCCACACCCCUUUCCCUCGGGACUGAAAUCUGGGGGGCGGGGAGCACUGCUGAAGCUGGAGAGAACUGGUAGAGCAGCAAAGAGUGUGAGGAUUGGAGGGAAGUAUGACCAAUGGAAUCUCUCUAAAAGUGCAUGGUUGGUAGUCAUACAACGCCCAAAGGCAGGGACCGGGGAGGCCCAAACUCAGUGGUCAUGUGGGGACUGCUGAGGAAACUUGUAGAACCUCAGCUGGCCAUGUGAUGAGGGACGGAGAUAGUGAAUGGGGGGAGGGGUGAGAUAGUGAAUGGGGGGAGGGGUGAUUUGGACAAGAAACAAACCCUGCUUUCACUUACAGGUGCUCGCAAUGGCCAGUACCUUGAAGAAACUCUGGAAUAAAUACAUCUGGGCCUUUGAAAAUGGAGACCCAAGGAUGGAUUCCCGGCUCCUCGUACACUUGCCACUCCCUGUCAUUCUUCUUUCUGUCUUCUAUCUUUUGGUGGUGGCAAGUCCUUGCUUCAUGUCUGGAUGGGAGUGUCUGAGGUUUGCAGGAUCCCUCGCUGCCUAUAGCCCAGGCCUGGUGGCCCUCUCAGGGUACAUAUUCUAUGAGGCCACCCUCUGCACUGCUGACAGAAUGAUCAUCCCAGACACCUACGCACCAAAAGGAACUGCUGACCUUAUGAAGGCUUCCCAGCAGCAGGGACAAGACGACCUGGAAAUCUGCGUGCUCAUUAAAAUUACAUGGCUACAGGCUACAGCACCUUUGGAGAGUCCUUCUGUUAACACUCUCAGUAGCAUCUCCCCAUCUCCCUGUGCUCACAGGCAUCUUCCUGCAGACAGGUCUUCUUCAUAUUACGAAAGAAGCCAGAGCACAUCACCUUUCUGCAUGUCUGGCAUGUUCUUCAAACAGUGGGCUGGCGCCAGAUAUGUGUCACAUGGUCAAGGGUCAGUUGCCACCGUUGCCCACUCCUCCUACAGCCACUUCACUGAGUGCUCCUUCCCUGAUGGGUUCAACAUGGCGGUCCUCCUCUGCAGCCUCAGUGUCAUCAGCCUUUUCCUCAACUGCCACCACCAGACGUACCUGAGGGGCAAGCAGGAGAAGCUGACUUCAGGGGCAGGACCCAAGGACUGAAACUAGGAGAGCUGUCCCCACAGAGAGUCGGCAGAAGACAGUGAGGGUCACAGCCCACCUGUGCUGAACAGAUACCUCUGGGCCUGCAUUUCAUUCUGUGAAGGGUGGAGGAGAAUUGCCUUCUUUCUGAAGUUCAGGAGAACAGAAAUGGACCAAGCUCCUUGCACUCACUUCUGUUACAGCAUUUCUCACAUGGAUUUGUCACUGUUUGAUGUGAGCCCCCUCAGGAGGGACUAUCUUGUUCUCAAUGUUCCCCCACCACCUGGCACAGCACCUUAAUAAAUGUGCAUUUGGGUCCUUGUAUUCCAUGACUGGCCGUCAUGACAUUUGGUGAAGAUCAGGGCUGGUGGCAUGCCUAAAGCCAAGGCUGGCUUGAUAUCCAACCUUGCAGUAGGAAAUGAUGCUAAGAAUAUGCAAGGGUGGGUUUGUUUGCUUUCUAGCAUGGCUGUGUCAAUGUUUGCCCCUGUGUCUCUUCUUGUCUCUUCACUCUUACCUGCACUUGUAUGAUUCUGUGUGUGUAAAUGGGAGAGGGUUAUGUGUAUAUGUCCAAUUUUUUUUCAAUAAACAUGCAUGUUUCCAUUUGAGUUUC
Molecule: messenger RNA, 3854 nt
Organism: Herpailurus yagouaroundi (jaguarundi)
Lineage: Eukaryota; Metazoa; Chordata; Mammalia; Carnivora; Felidae
Exons: 7
Coding region: 2441-3265 (274 amino acids)
Source: RefSeq, a predicted model, not a curated record